This is a messenger RNA of Talaromyces rugulosus, 348 nucleotides long. RefSeq lists its product as uncharacterized. The transcript is spliced from 3 exons. Gene Ontology annotation, molecular function: protein tag activity. The record is from RefSeq and is a predicted model, not a curated record. Gene Ontology annotation, cellular component: cytoplasm; nucleus. Bases 1 to 348 code for a protein of 115 amino acids. Gene Ontology annotation, biological process: protein urmylation; tRNA thio-modification. NCBI's taxonomy places the organism in Eukaryota, Fungi, Ascomycota, Eurotiomycetes, Eurotiales, Trichocomaceae.
AUGUCCACGAACGCAGAAGAAGGCAAGCCCCCUGUUGAGACAAUCCCUAUUACUGUGGAGUUUACAGGCGGCCUCGAGAUACUAUUUGCAAACGUACGCAAACUUCAACUCUCGAUUCAAUCAAAACAAGAUGACGGAAAACGGCCGAAUAUUGCAUGGUUGAUUGGGCAUCUUGUGAAACAUGAGAUGAAGGACAAAAGGACAGAGCUGUUUGUUCUUGACGGGCAUGUACGACCCGGAAUCCUCGUUCUGAUUAACGAUGCGGAUUGGGAGCUCGAAGGCGAAGAGGCAUACGAAAUACAAUCGGGAGACAAUAUACUGUUUGUGUCCACGCUACAUGGAGGAUAA